This is a messenger RNA of Mercenaria mercenaria, 1797 nucleotides long. RefSeq lists its product as uncharacterized. The transcript is spliced from 2 exons. Bases 1 to 1797 code for a protein of 598 amino acids. The record is from RefSeq and is a predicted model, not a curated record. Gene Ontology annotation, biological process: DNA recombination; DNA integration. Gene Ontology annotation, molecular function: DNA binding. Lineage: Eukaryota; Metazoa; Mollusca; Bivalvia; Venerida; Veneridae.
AUGGUAGCUAGUGAACCUGGGGUGGAUUAUGCUCCAUUAUUUUAUAAAGAUCUUGAACAUGAAAAAGAUAAAAAACUUCAAAUGUACAAAGGCAGGUUUGAUCAAACAAUAAAAUUGUCAGAUAAUGGCAAGGAAAUAAUAUACAAGUGGAUAGAUUUCCUCCCAUCUGCACAGAAACCUAUAAUAAGAAGUGCCCCAAGUAUUAUUCUAUAUAGUGACUCGAGUAAAAAGGGUGGGGGCGGUGUAAAUUCUACAAACAAUACUGACACUCAAGGUUUUUGGGAUGAAUCUGAAAAAGAGGAACAUAUUAAUAUUUUAGAGCUAAAGGCAGCCAUUUUAACUAUACAAGCUUUGGCUGCAGAUGUGAGUAAUGCCCAUGUUAGGAUAUAUAUGGAUAAUACUGUUGCAAUUUCUUACAUUAACAAAUUUGGAGGCAAAUCAGUAAUUAUGCACAAAUUAGCAAAAGACAUUUGGUGGUGGUGUAAAGACAGGAAUAUUUGGCUUAGUGCUGCACAUAUUCCUGGAAAAGACAACUGUGAAGCAGACAAAUUGUCUAGACAAGUUAAUGAAGAUAUGGAAUGGAAGCUUAAUCCUGAGUAUUUUAAAAUGUUAGAACAGAAAUAUGAUCAGUCACUGUAUCCAGAAAAUAAUUCUGGACAAAGUGGAAACAGCAUUGCUGAUUGCUCCAUUAUGGCCGACGCAGGUAUGGUUCAGCGAACUGUUACAACAAAUUUGUGCUCAAUCAUACAUUCUACCAAAACAUCGAACACUAAUACUGCCUCAAGAUCAAACAAGACAGCAUCACAUUCAGAAGAUGCGGCUGGGUGCUUUCGUAUUGUCCGGGAACAGCUUAAAGAUAAAGGAUUAUCAGAGGACACUGUCCAGAUUAUCUUACAGUCAUGGAAAAAAUCAACUGCAAAACAGUAUGGGUCUUAUUUCAGAAAAUGGUUGCUUUUUUCAAGUUCAAAAAACAUUGAUACAUUUAAUCCAUCUUCGGUAAAAGUGUUGGAAUUUUUGACAGAAUUAUUCAAUCAAGGAUUAGGUUAUAGUGCAAUCAAUACAGCGAAAUCUGCUAUUUCAUCUACUUGCAAUUUGAUAAAUAACAGAGAUAUUGGUAACGAAAUGAUAAUCAAAAGAUUUAUGAGAGGACUGUUUACAAUAAGACCAGCUUUGCCAAAAUAUGAUCAUAUUUGGGAUGUUAAUAAAGUAUUGCAAUAUAUUUCAUCAUUACCGAACUGUACAGAAAUGACUUUACUUCAGUUAUCUCAAAAAUUAACAACAUUGUUCAUGUUGUUAUCUGGACAGAGGUGCCAAACAAUCCAUUUGUUGAAAUUGUCUGAUUUACAUAUUUGUAAGGAACAAGUUGUUUGUCAAGUGUCGGAAUUAGUUAAACAAUCUAAACCUGGAUUACAUGUUAAGCCGAUGCAAAUACGUAGAUAUUCAGCUGACCCAAAGUUAUGUCUAGUAAAUACUUCGGAGUAUUAUCUGACUGUUACAUCUAAGGUUAGAGGGUCUGAACAUAAAUUGUUUAUUUCAACAGUUAAACCUUUUAAAGCAGUCACAAAAAGUACAAUUUCUAGAUGGGUGAAACAGUUAAUGAAAGAAUCUGGUAUUGAUGUGGAUAAAUUUGGUGUACAUAGUUGUCGAGCAGCCUCCACAUCAGCAGCAGCAGUUAAAGGAGUUCAAUUAGAUUCAAUAAUGAAAGCUGCAGGUUGGAGUUCUGCAAAAACUUUUGCUCUGUAUUACAACAAAACUAUUGAAAAAUCUUAUUCUGAUGUAAUUCUUAGUGGAACAUAG